UCCGCAUCCAGGCGCGCACAUGCCCGGGGCAGAGAAGUCGUUCUAUAGCUCUGUGCCCUCUCCUCCACCCUCCACCUUCCAGUCGACCCAUCCAGGUGGCUUCACUCCGUCAUGGGGUGGCUCACCGUCCCCUCCUUUGGAUCAGAGGAUGUCUUACGCUCAGAACAACAUGCCGCCCCCGGGAGCUCUGUUCAACGCUACUCCUCCCCUUCCCCAGAGCUCGUAUGGAUCGCCUGCACUCCAGUAUCCAAGCGCGGUUCACCCCUCCAACGCCUUCCAGGCUUUGCGCUCACCGCCCCUCUCCACCUCGCCGAACCCGACAGUAAUCACUCACUCGGGGCCUAGGAAUGACUUCAAUGCACCGUCUGACGAAGGCAAGCUCUCUGUAUCCAUUGAUUUUGGUACCACCUUCUCCGGAGUGGCAUAUGCGUCCUCUCGCAUUGCAUCAGGCACGGUGCAACAGAUACUGAAUUGGCCGGGAUCCUUUGAAACAUUCCGUAAGAUACCCACCUGCUUAAUUUACGAUGAACGUGGAGAAAUUGUCGCAUGGGGCCUCGAAGCCAAGAAUGCUGGUCCAAUGCCGGGGACAGUGAAAUGCGAAUGGUUCAAGCUUUUCCUUGAGCCACGUGUUCUGAGAGGGGAAGACGCAGAUGCCCGACUGCCCCAGUUGCCGCCCGGCAAAACCGCUAUGAACCUCAUCGUGGACUUCCUCUCGUGUAUGUGGGAAUAUGCCAAAGAACAGAUAACCAAGGAGAUCGGCGCAGUGGCGGAUUUGAAUAGCGCGGAUGUUUUGGUGACUUGCCCCGCGGCUUGGGACGCCAAAGGCUGUGAUAUGAUGCGGAAUGCUGCCAUCGAGGCGGGAUUAGUCCAAUCUGCUCGAGCGGGUGAUCUGAACUGGCGCGACAGGCUACGUAUUAUUACGGAACCUGAAGCAGCUGCAGUACACUGCGCUCGUCUGACGGAUCUACACAAGCUGCAUCCCAACCAGAACUUCAUGAUCUGUGAUGCCGGAGGCGGCACAGUGGACCUCGCCGUGUACAAAAUUAUCGGGAACAUGUCCAACCUCGAGAUUGCGGAGAUGUGUGCACGUUCCGGGGCUAAUUGCGGGUCGCUCUUCCUCGAUCUUCGCUUCCGAGAGCUAAUGAAGACGCUCUUGGAGCAACAUCCGGUCCAUCUCGAUCCCGCCAGUCUUGCUUACUUCAUGCAUUCAUUCAGCGAAACGGACAAAUUGGCUUUCAGGGGUGAGAUUGACGAUGAUACGUUCUUCCACUUCACCUGCUUCAAUGUGGAAGACCCCCAUGACCCUUCCGUCGGCCUUGUUAAUGGCGAAGUCAACAUUCCUGGAAACCUCAUUCGCCGAGAAGUGUUUGAUCCUGUGGUGAACCAGGUCCUCGAUUUGAUUCAUGAACAGUCCAAGAAGACCGAUCAAAGUAUUGACGCGCUUCUACUUGUGGGAGGCUUCGCAGGCAGCGAGUAUCUUUUCAAGCGGGUACAGGAGACACUUGGCAGUACCAUCCGGGUAAUAGCGAGGCCAUCGGAUGCUGAUACUGCGACAGUCCGCGGCGCCGCUCAGUACGGUCUAGCAAGGAAGGCAAUCGUUUCGACGGUCAUUGCGCCCCGUUCAUAUAUAAUGAAGGUCAAGCUUCCUGCGGAGCCCGAGGACUGGGCAAAGCGUCCCGCUUACAUCCGAGAGAACAAUGCGGGGAUCCCCAUUUGUGACAACAGGUUGCAGUAUUUGGUGAUGAAGGGUGCCAUCAUUCGGAAGGGGCAGCAAGUCAAAACCAAAUUCUGUAAAUUCUCCCAAAACGCACAAGAUUGUGUCUUCGUGGCCGUCCUUUACACCGCGGACUCGGACAAGAUGAUGCGUUAUAGCGAUGAAGGAGAAACGAUAGAGCUCUGCAAAUGGACAGUUGACCUGAGCUCAUUGCCCAGCUUCCAACGAAACUCAAGUAUGCCGCAGCCCAACGGGUUCUUCACAGAAUUCGAGAUCGGCCUCGAGCUCGAUAGCGCAGAAGUGCGAGGAGUUUUGUUUUACGAAGGACAGGAGUGGAGUCGUGUCGUGUUCGACUUCCUCAACUGAUGGCAGAAAUGAGAGACCUGUUCUAUCCUUUGAGGGCGGCUUUUGGGAUCUAGGGUGUCACGGAUAUUCAAAUAUUCAAGAUCUAAUGUACGGUCAAUACUUCUAUUUUAUAAUGAUAUCCAUCGGCGCAGCUAUGCUGUCAAAAAUA
Messenger RNA from Coniophora puteana RWD-64-598 SS2, 2228 nucleotides. RefSeq names its product actin-like ATPase domain-containing protein. The coding region runs from base 20 to 2080 and encodes 686 amino acids. Lineage: Eukaryota; Fungi; Basidiomycota; Agaricomycetes; Boletales; Coniophoraceae. The record is from RefSeq and is a predicted model, not a curated record. The transcript has 18 exons.